UCGCGAGAACAGGAUUAGGAGCCGGCCUGCAACCUGCCGGGGCGGCUCUGGUAACUCGGGCUGCCGGAGUGGCCGUCUAGCUAGACACCUCUGGAGGGGUCCAGUUGAGGAGAAAGCAGAGGUGUUUCCGGCCCCGCCUUUUGCCUAGGGUCUCCGUGGACGCUUAAGGGGCACUACAGGGGUCCCAACUGAGAACUUAGAAGGGUAGAGGAAAAAGAUAUUAUCCAACCCUUAAAAUAUAUUGACCAUAUUUAAGCAGUACAUGAAUGACAUAAAGCUUUGAUUUAGCUCUUAAUGUUGUUACCAGAAAUUGUUUCCAAAGUACAUGACUCACUGAGGACCAUGUAGAAGUCUAAGGUUAUGGGUGCUACAUGUGUGCUUUCAGAGCGGUAGUGUGAGAAAGCUUGAAGUGGGAUGGCAGGACGGCCUCAUCCUUAUGACAGUAACUCCAGUGAUCCAGAGAAUUGGGAUCGGAAAUUGCAUUGUAGACCUCGUAAACUUUAUAAACAUUCAAGCACUCCCUCACGUGUUGCUAAAGGAGUUGUUGAUCACACCAAAAUGAGUCUACAUGGUGCUAGUGGGGGACAUGAAAGAUCAAGAGAUAGACGAAGGUCAAGUGACAGAUCACGAGAUUCAUCUCAUGAAAGAACAGAAUCUCAGCUCACUCCUUGUAUUAGAAAUGUUACUUCUCCUACACGACAGCACCAUGUUGAACGAGAAAAAGAUCACAGCUCCUCCCGUCCAAGUAGUCCUCGUCCUCAAAAGGCUUCUCCAAAUGGUUCCAGUAGCAGUGCUGGGAACAGCAGCAGAAACAGUAGUCAGUCAAGUUCAGACGGUAGCUGUAAGACAUCUGGGGAGAUGGUGUUUGUGUAUGAAAAUGCAAAAGAAGGAGCACGGAAUGUAAGAACGUCAGAACGAGUGACGCUAAUUGUGGAUAACACUAGAUUUGUUGUGGACCCAUCCAUUUUUACUGCACAGCCAAAUACAAUGUUGGGCAGGAUGUUUGGAUCUGGCAGAGAACAUAACUUCACACGUCCCAAUGAGAAGGGGGAGUAUGAGGUGGCAGAGGGAAUUGGCUCCACUGUAUUUCGAGCUAUUCUGGAUUACUAUAAAACAGGAGUAAUCCGCUGUCCUGAUGGCAUAUCUAUUCCUGAACUGAGAGAAGCAUGUGACUAUCUUUGUAUCUCUUUUGAAUAUAGUACUAUUAAAUGUAGAGAUCUCAGUGCCCUAAUGCAUGAGUUAUCAAAUGAUGGUGCUCGUAGACAGUUUGAGUUUUAUCUAGAAGAAAUGAUCCUGCCUCUCAUGGUAGCGAGUGCCCAGAGUGGGGAACGAGAAUGCCACAUAGUGGUGCUUACCGACGAUGACGUGGUGGAUUGGGAUGAAGAGUAUCCACCCCAGAUGGGAGAAGAGUAUUCACAAAUUAUUUAUAGCACAAAAUUAUAUAGAUUUUUCAAGUACAUUGAAAACAGAGAUGUGGCCAAAUCAGUUUUGAAAGAGAGGGGUCUUAAGAAGAUUAGAUUGGGAAUAGAAGGUUAUCCUACCUAUAAAGAGAAAAUAAAGAAAAGGCCUGGGGGCCGCCCAGAAGUGAUUUACAACUACGUCCAAAGACCGUUUAUUCGAAUGUCCUGGGAGAAGGAGGAAGGAAAGAGUCGGCAUGUAGACUUUCAGUGCGUGAAGAGUAAAUCUAUCACCAACCUUGCAGCAGCUGCCGCAGACAUUCCCCAGGACCAGCUGGUGGUCAUGCACCCAACUCCGCAGGUGGACGAGCUGGAUAUUCUCCCCAUCCAUCCCCCUUCCGGCAGCAAUGACCUCGAUCCUGAUGCGCAGAAUCCGAUGCUGUGAUGCUGAUAUUCCUCAAAACCAUUGCAUGCUACUCUUCACAGUGACGUUGCGCUCUCCUCAUUCUGCACUGCAAGGCCACUCUCUUCAUCGUGAGAUGCACAUAACAAUGUUUAGGAUAUUGCAGUGUAGCCUUUUUUAAAGACCAAAGGUAGCUGAAUGGUUUUUUAAAUGAGUACAACUCUAGCAUCCUGAGGUUCCAGUUAUAUAAAUGUAUUUGUUUACCAGUGGGUUUGUGAAAUUGGUUCUUUGUAUGGGGGAACAGUCCUUUUUCACACAUCUAGAUCUUUUCAGAAGUGGUGGAAAUUGGCCACUGGGGUACUUUCAGUCUAGACUGACAUUUGUCACACCUCAGAUAAAAUGCAGAAUAUUACAUAGUUGCACUUUAUAAAUGGUGGUUAAAUGGAAUUGUUCAAGCCAUUUUUAUAGUUGUGAUGCACAAUGUAACUUAAAUAAGUGCUUCUAUCAAAGUAUUCCUUCAGUAAAAUGUGUAUAGUUUACUGCCCGUGAUGAGCAAAAAAUGAGUAUUUAUCAUUGGGCAUGUUUGAAUGAUUAGAAUGAGAUUCAGUGCCCACAUCUUAACAGUCCAGUUAUCUCCAGUGCCGUUUUUGCCCUUUUAGCGUGAGUCACAUGCAGGGAAUGUGAACAUCAUGGGUGGUUUGUUAUCCAGUCUGCCUUACCCUUAACCUGUUCACAGAUAUUUAUUUACUAAUGAUUUUUUUCUUAAGAGUUAUGAGAUAGGAAAAUGAAGUGUUUGCUCUUCAUUUACUAAAUGAUUGUAAACUCGUUUUUCAUCAAAAUAAAAAUCCCAUUGUUUUCAUGUUUCUGA
Phyllostomus hastatus (greater spear-nosed bat) is the source of this 2668-nucleotide messenger RNA. RefSeq names its product BTB domain containing 10 (gene BTBD10). Lineage: Eukaryota; Metazoa; Chordata; Mammalia; Chiroptera; Phyllostomidae. Gene Ontology annotation, cellular component: cytoplasm. Bases 415 to 1842 code for a protein of 475 amino acids. The transcript is spliced from 11 exons. Gene Ontology annotation, biological process: positive regulation of phosphorylation. Gene Ontology annotation, molecular function: protein binding. The record is from RefSeq and is a predicted model, not a curated record.